Molecule: messenger RNA, 967 nt
Organism: Phoenix dactylifera (date palm)
Lineage: Eukaryota; Viridiplantae; Streptophyta; Magnoliopsida; Arecales; Arecaceae
Source: RefSeq, a predicted model, not a curated record
CUUUGUUCUAAGAGUUUCAGCAUCCCCUGUUUCGAACUCUGUUUCUGGUUCAGCAUCUCUGAACCAACUUCAACGCUUCCCCGCUGUGUCAACCAAAGAAUAAAUAUAUAUGUGCGUCUAUAUAUAUAUAUAACUCGAUCAAAGACGAAGAAGAAGAGAAGAGAGAGCGUAGAGUAGAGGGUUCGGCGUCCCAGAAAUUUCUUGACGAGGCCACAAAUAUGAAUCCAUCACAGGAGAAGAAUCCCAGGAAACACAAGAAAGAAACUAAGCAAGACGAGGAGAAAUCAAGGGAUCAACAUGUUAGAGCUACAAAAGAAUCAUCUAGCAAGCUAUCAGGUGAUGACAUAGAGAUUGCAAAAAAUAUGGACCCUCUUUGGAAAACCAAAUCAGGAAGCAGCAAGCUAUCUAAUUGGGAAUCAACCAAAUGCUGGGCAGAAAAUGAUCAGGAAUAUCAUAUGGAGCUUUUGUUUCGGAUGAGACAGUUACGAGUUGAGAUAGCAAAAUUAUCUCAAGUGAUUGACCGACUAUGUCAAGAGAUCGACCGCCUAUCUCAAGAGAAUGACGAACCAGAAGCUUUGGUAACACAAUUACAAGUUGAGAUAGCAAAAUUAUCUCAAGUGAUUGACCAACUAUGUCAAGAAAGCGACCAACUAUCUCAAGAGAUCGACCAACUAUCUCAAGACAAUGAGGAACCAGAAACUUUGUUGGAGGCAGAUGAGAAGAUGAUGCAACAGCUAGCUAAGUGAAAGCAUGUCUAGAAAUGGGCUUGGGGCAAGCAAAGCAACUUGGAGUUUACGCAAUAUGGAUAGCCUUGAUGUGAUCGAUUUUGAAACAUUAAUUGACUUAUAGACAGAAUGUAAUAUGAAGAAACAUCAUGACUAUAUGAUACCUAGUGUUAGUGUUGUGAGUUGGUACAAAAACAUCACAUUAUUGUUUAAGUCACUUCAAUUCAUAUCAUCUUCAUGCA